GUGUCACAUGUACCUGCAUGAACAUGCAGCACUGAGGCAACAAUAAAGCUGCCUAUAUGCUGUAUAUAUAGUAACUAUUUGGGAAUGGAGUCUGACCAAACACUGAAGAAAAAGAACAAGGAGCUAACUAAAGAGAACGAUAAACUGACCAAAGAGAACGAUAAACUGAGACAGCAAGUGCAGUCAAAAACAGUUCAAAUAGAAUUACUUCAACACAAGCUUUAUGCCAAGGAAGUGUUACUGAGGGAAUCAGAUAUUUCGAAAAAUGAUGCAAAAGAUGUUCUUGAAGAUAUGAAAGUGGAAAUGGAGCGGAUCGGAAAAAGGAUUACAAAACAACUUUUUAGAUUGAAAGAUCCACCACUAAACGAAGUUGUUCCAAUUAACAGGAAUGGAAGUUUAGAGAGCUUAUCAACUAUGCCAAAAUCAACUCCAGAGGACUCAAGAUCAGAGACUGAGUGCACCACCAUAGAUCAUGGCAGCGAUCAGGAAGAGAUGAGCAAUGGCAGGUGGUAUCGAUACGAACCCAAAGACUCGGACAUUGAGAGUGAUCAAGCGUCUUCAAUACGAAGUGUAAAGACCAUUAUACACAAGAGAAUCUUCAGCGGAGUGAACAACCUAGAUGAGACACUGCAGGAUACAGCCACGAGUAAACAGAGUAAUGAAGAUAUUCCCGCUAUAAAAGUUGAACAACCUCUACGUGUACAGCCAACUAGGAUCACCGAAACUAGUGAUGAACAAAGCGACGAACUGGCAACCCAAUCAGACACUAAUAGCAGUGCUUUCUUUACACGUCCAGUGCAAGUGAAGAGCCCAUCUGGAAGUGAGCUAAGUGAUGCCGUGAGCACAGAUGCUAAGGUGCUGAAAUCUAAGUCAUCACGUCACACCAAGGAGCUAGUUGCACAACCACUACUCACACACCAACAAAAGCAACGAUUGGGAGCGUUAACGGAAUUACCCUCUGCUUCAGCCGGUUAUGAAACAAAAGACAAAAAACCUACAGCUACUCAACCUGAUGAAGACUGUGAUUUCAUGCGUACAUUUAAGAGAAUAACACAAAAGUCUCGACCUUCAUAAUCAUCAAAACAUGCAUAUAUGUCAUUACCUUAGCGACACAGUGUAGUGUGUGUAUAGUUCACAAUGAAUUUUGUCAUGUGGUUUUUUGUUUUUUACACAGUUGCAAUACAAACAUAAAAAUGUUCAGUAACUAUUGUC
Halichondria panicea is the source of this 1212-nucleotide messenger RNA. RefSeq lists its product as uncharacterized. The coding region runs from base 85 to 1074 and encodes 329 amino acids. The record is from RefSeq and is a predicted model, not a curated record. The transcript is spliced from 2 exons. Lineage: Eukaryota; Metazoa; Porifera; Demospongiae; Suberitida; Halichondriidae.